AUGUCGAUCACGCGCAAGGGCCGUGGGGUGAAGAAAAUUACACUCACAACAACUAUACACAGAGAUGUAUGGAGCGCGAUACCGACAAUUAAUGACCGCGAUCUGGCUGAUCUGGCAAUCAAUGACCUCGAUCCGACAAUUGAUGACCGCGAUCUGGCCGAUCUGGAUCGCGAUCUGCGAGAACAAGAGCAAGCUAGUGACACUACGACUAUCAACGACGAAUCCGAAGGCGUGGAUCAGCAUAUGGCUGUCUUGCCUGAGAUUCUGUCCUCCAGCGAAGAAGUUACGAUUGAUGAUAUCCAAGUGGGCGAUCCGGGAGUUCCUUUAACCAAGGACCAAGAAGGUCUACGGCAAUUAAUUUGGGCGAACCGACACUUACUCAUUGGCAAAGGAAACGCGCUUCCUCCUGCAGCUCGAGGAGCAGUAUGUGAUAUCGAUGUUGGUGGAGCACACCCGAUCGCAGUUCUUACGCGUUUCUCGACGAUGGCCUGGUUGGUGCAAUCCUCCGGUCUCAAUGGCAGGCUAGGUAGGUGGUCCGCAUUAUUAUUGACCUGGACUUUGGAGAUCAAGAAAUGUGAAAAGGGCGAAGAUGAGAUACUUGAUGCCCUGGCUGCAAGUGUAACUCCCCGGGAAGAAGUCGACGAAGUGUUGAUUGCGAUCGCUCCCCGGAAACAACCAAGGCAAACUCUAAGUAUGCCACCGCCUACAGUGGAAGAAGAUGAAAGUCUCUUGGUCGUCAGUUUCGAUGGAUCGGCACGAACCAAGCGAAAGGGUGGAUCAUACAGUGCGAUAAUAUGGAAACUUCCUGAGUGGACUAUUGUGGCUGCUGCAUCGGAAUAUGCAACGGACUUAAAAGUGAACGAAGCCGAAUAUCGGGGUUUACUAUUAGGCUUUGAUCUGUUGGAGAAUCAAACUAGGGGACGCGUUAUUAUUUGUGGCGACUCCAACCUAGUGAUUCGACAGAUGCGGGGUGAAAUCGAUUGCAAGGCUCCUGGACUGCAGUUGUUGCGACAGAAAGCAAUGGAGAAGCUUCGAUCAUGGCCGAUCCAUGAAUUCUUACACAUGAAACGCGACUGGAACCAAAGUGCAGAUCGACUGGCGAGUACUGCUUUACAGAAGGAACAAGGUGUGGCCAUCAAUUCGGAAGGAGUCGCCAAGAUCUCAUUACCCUUAAUAGAAUGGAUGAGUUGUUGGAGUCGAAGCAGACCGAAUCGGUGGUUAAAGUUGCUGCGAUUACCAGAUCAACCCGGAAAAGACGUCAACCACCCGAGAUUUUGCAAGAAGAAUUUGUGCAGCAAAUGCGAAGUGAACGUAUACGACAAGCUCAAGAUGAGGAAUGUUGGAUCGCUAACCUAA
This is a messenger RNA of Peronospora farinosa, 1356 nucleotides long. The record is from the annotation of a GenBank genome assembly. NCBI's taxonomy places the organism in Eukaryota, Oomycota, Peronosporomycetes, Peronosporales, Peronosporaceae.